Bombina bombina (fire-bellied toad) is the source of this 1905-nucleotide messenger RNA. Its product is annotated as E3 ubiquitin/ISG15 ligase TRIM25-like. The coding region runs from base 98 to 1684 and encodes 528 amino acids. The record is from RefSeq and is a predicted model, not a curated record. The transcript has a single exon. Gene Ontology annotation, molecular function: protein binding; zinc ion binding. NCBI's taxonomy places the organism in Eukaryota, Metazoa, Chordata, Amphibia, Anura, Bombinatoridae.
AGAGAGAGGAGCUGUGUCAGUUUUUGUAGCGUUUGAUUAGCCACACCCUGUGCUACAGAAGACACUUUCAGUUUUGUUUCCUGCUCAGGAUACAAACAUGGCGUCUGCUAAUCUGAGAGAGGAGCUAAUCUGCCCCAUCUGCCUGAGCAUUUAUACAGAUCCUGUAACUCUGAGAUGUGGCCAUAACUUCUGCCAGAGCUGUAUUAAGAGUGUGCUGGAUACCCAGGAGGGGUCUGGGGUUUAUACCUGUCCUGAGUGCAGAAAGAAAUUUCGUAACAGACCUGGGCUGCAGAAGAACCUGAAGUUACGUAACAUAGUAGGAUAUUUCAUUCCUACUCAUCAAGGGACAUAUUCUGGGAUCUCUUGCACUUACUGUAUUCACUCUCCUGUACCUGCUACUAAAUCCUGUCUGCAUUGUGAGGCUUCUCUGUGUGAUGCCCACCUGAAGUCACACAGCAAGUCUGAGGAACACGUCUUAACUGAACCCACCACUUCUUGGGGUAAUAGAAAAUGCUCCAUCCACAAGGAGCUGCUGAAAUAUUACUGCACUGAGGAUGCUGCCUGUAUCUGUGUGUCCUGCUCCCUGGCCGGAGAGCACAUAGGACACCAGGUGGAGAUGCUGAAUGAGGCUUCUGAGAAGAAGAAAGAGAAACUGAGAAUUGUUCUUCAGAAACUGAAAACAAAGAGACGUAAGACUGAGAAUAGAGUCCAGAGUCUGCAGGAGCACAGGAGAGGGGUGCAAGAGAAAGCAGCUGGUGUAACAGAGCGACUCACUGCCCUGAUUAGGGAUAUCAGGAAACAGCUGGAAGACCUAGAGAAGCGAGUCCUGAGUGACAUCACCCGGCAGCAGGAGCAGGUUUUACUCACAAUCUCUGAUCUGAUCCAGAGGCUGGAAAAAGAAAAGGACGAGCUGACCAGGAAGAUGUCUCACAUUGAGGAACUGUGCAACAUGACUGACCCAUUAACUGUCGUACAAGAACAGGAAUCACACAGAGAUGACUUUUGUGGUGCUGAGAAGGGAGAUAAUGAGGUCACACAGAGAGGUAAUAAACAGGUCCCUGCUGGGGUGGAUUUGGUUGAGGGUCUGAUCUCAGUGACCUUAUACAGAGGUUUAGCUAAUAUUGUGACUGAUGUAAAGAGAGGGCUCUAUGUGCAGGAGACAUCAGACAUAUUACUGGAUAUAAACACAGCUCAUAAUAAUGUUAUUGUAUCAGAUGACCUGAAAACUAUAUCCUGGUCAGAUAUAGAUAAGCAACAACCAGAAACACCAGAGAGAUUUAUAGAUCAUUAUCAGGUAAUAAGCACCAGGGGCUUUUCCUCAGGACGACAUUACUGGGAAGUGAAAACCAGGGAUUUAGGAGUCUGGAGGGUAGGAGUCUGUUAUCCCAGUAUAGGCAGGAGGGGCACGGAGUCUGUGAUAGGAAAUAAUAACAAGUCCUGGUGUUUGCGUGGAUGGUGUAAAGAUCUUUCAGUGCUGCAUAACACAAUACGCACCUCAUUACCUCCCACUCUAUCAUGUGACACAGUAGGAAUACUGCUGGACUAUGAGGCUGGGCGUCUGACCUUUUAUGAGCUGUGUGACCCGAUCAGACACUUGCACACUGUCACUGUCACCUUCACUGAGCCUCUUCAUGCUGCAUUCUGGGUAUGGGGUGAUGGUGCCUGUUUGAGAAUCCUGCGCUAGAUACACUAACCAUAAUAAUAAUGCUGCAUUCUGGGUAUGGGGUGAUGGUGCAUUCUGGGUAUGGGGUAAUGGUGCAUUCUGGGUAUGGGAUGAUGGUACCUGGGUAAAAAAAUCCUGUGCUAGAUACACUAUAACAGAAUAAUAAUUCGGCUAACUGUGAGCCAGUGAUGUUUGCGUAUUGUGUAUAAACUGUAUACAAAAUAAAAUAUUUGUUCAAGAAA